CAGGAAGUCAUGAUGACGUAUUCAGUCUGCGACCAGAACUUUAGGCAGAUCAUACUGAAGCACUUCGCACAGGAGGACAUCAGCGAUUAAACAUUCAGCUUGUUCGCUUAAAGCAGAUUGUUUUGGUUCAUCGCAUCUUUUUGGUCACUAAUUCGGGCCUAUUUUGAGCCUAGAAGAUGUCUCUGGCUGACGAGCUCCUGGCUGAUCUGGAGGAAGCCAGAGAUGAGGGAGAGGAUGGACUGUAUCCAGAAGGAGAGGAGGGGGACAGUGAUGGAGAGAGGAGUCAGGGAAGGAUGGAGGGAGGGCUGGAAGAUAUUCCAGAGGAGAUGGAGGUGGAUUACAGUAAAGCUGAGAGCGUGGCGUCCAUCGCUAAGCUCCGCAAUAGCAAACAGUUUUCAGACAUUAUGGAGAAAAUCUCAGAAUAUAUCGGAAAGCAGCGCAAAAACUCAGACGUUUCAGGUCCAGUUGAGGCCGAUCCAGAGUACAGGCUGAUUGUAGCAGCCAAUAAUCUCACAGUGGAGGUCGACAACGAGCUCAACAUAAUUCAUAAAUUCACUAGAGACAAAUAUUCCAAGAGGUUUCCAGAGCUCGAGUCUUUGGUGCCAGAUUCUCUGGAUUACAUCCGCACAGUCAAGGAGCUGGGAAACAAUCUGGAGAAAUGUAAGAACAAUGAGACGCUGCAGCAAAUCCUGACCAAUGCCACCAUCAUGGUGGUCAGCGUCACAGCUUCGACCACACAGGGAUCGCAGCUGAGCGAGGAUGAACUGAAGCAGCUCGAAGAGGCGUGCGACAUGGCGCUGGAGCUGAACCAGUCCAAACACAGGAUAUACGAGUACGUGGAGUCCAGAAUGUCCUUCAUAGCCCCGAACCUGUCCAUCAUCGUGGGAGCGUCGACUGCUGCCAAGAUCAUGGGAAUCGCUGGCGGCCUCACUAACCUGUCGAAGAUGCCGGCCUGUAACCUGAUGCUGCUGGGGGCUCAGAGGAAAACGCUGUCCGGCUUCAGCAGCACGUCUCUGCUGCCGCACACAGGAUUCAUCUACCCCUGUGACGUCGUUCAGUCGCUGCCGCCUGACCUGAGGAGGAAGGCGGCCCGUCUGGUGGCAGCGAAAUGCACCCUGGCUUCACGAGUGGACAGUUUUCACGAGAGCUCAGACGGAAAGGUUGGCUAUGAUCUGAAAGAAGAGAUCGAGAGGAAGUUUGAUAAAUGGCAGGAGCCGCCGCCGGUGAAGCAGGUCAAACCUCUGCCGGCGCCGCUGGACGGACAGAGGAAGAAGAGAGGAGGGAGAAGGUAUCGAAAGAUGAAGGAGCGUCUCGGUCUGACGGAGAUCAGGAAACAUGCCAACAGAAUGACCUUUGCAGAGAUUGAAGAUGAUGCGUAUCAGGAGGAUCUGGGCUUCAGUCUGGGUCAAUUGGGAAAAAGCGGCAGCGGCAGAGUCAGACAGGCUCAGGUCAACGAGGCCACCAAGGCGAGGAUCUCCAAAUCCCUGCAGGUAAACGCUCGCUGCUCCUUUGUUCUCCCAGCUCUGCUUGGUUUAUGUUGUCCCUUAUAUCUCUGCGCGCCGUUUUAUCGCCAACAGAGGACGCUGCAGAAGCAGAGCAUGACGUAUGGAGGAAAGUCCACAGUCAGAGAUCGCUCGUCCGGAACCAGCUCCAGUGUAGCUUUUACUCCCCUUCAGGGCCUGGAGAUCGUAAACCCUCAGGCUGCAGAGAAGAAGGUGGCCGAAGCCAACCAGAAAUAUUUCUCCAACAUGGCAGAGUUCGUCAAAGUGAAAAAGGAGUCAAAGAUGUAGCCUGGUGCAUUUGUCAUUUUCUCCAAUGUGCUCCACCUUGUUUAUUUUUAUUUUUUACCAUUGUAAUAAAAUGUUUAAAGUCUUGAGUUUGGUUUAAAAUAAUGUGAACUGUAAUGAUUUGAAUGUUCUAUUUUUUAAAAUUAUCUUCAUUAAAGAGUUUAACCCUAGCUUAUUUUGAAAUGGUUGUAAAUAGAUCACGGUUAAACAGAUUGUGAUUGAUUAUUGAAAUAAUUGUCAACUAAUUUAGUAAUCAAUUAACUGGAGCACACAAACUCUAAAAUAUGCUAUUUGCUAAAAGAGCCACAUAUUCAAAGCGGUAAAUAAGCCAAAACUGUACAAAAUAUAUACAUUUUGCUUUUAAGAUGAAAUGUUAAAAACGUUUUAAAUAUUUGCUACCAAAAACUCAAAAGUUUUUGGUAGCAAAACUUUUUCUCUUCAAUUGUUAAGUGGUUAAUUGAAAGAAAAACAAAACACUACAUUCAUAAAUCAAGCAGUUUCACAUGUUGAUGCUAGAAGUAAUUUUUUAGUUGCUACAAACGAUCAGGCGUUCGCUAAUGGAAUGUUACUUAUUGCAUUUUAUUUUAAUUGGAAAAAAAAAAAUUUAUUGGUUAUUUGCAUUUCUUUUUACGUCUAAUAAAAAGGAUUACCUUUAA
Poecilia latipinna (sailfin molly) is the source of this 2443-nucleotide messenger RNA. It is a transcript of the gene prpf31, whose product is annotated as PRP31 pre-mRNA processing factor 31 homolog (yeast). The record is from RefSeq and is a predicted model, not a curated record. Gene Ontology annotation, cellular component: precatalytic spliceosome; U4 snRNP; U4/U6 x U5 tri-snRNP complex. NCBI's taxonomy places the organism in Eukaryota, Metazoa, Chordata, Actinopteri, Cyprinodontiformes, Poeciliidae. The transcript is spliced from 14 exons. Gene Ontology annotation, biological process: mRNA splicing, via spliceosome; spliceosomal tri-snRNP complex assembly. Bases 177 to 1790 code for a protein of 537 amino acids.